This is a messenger RNA of Ophidiomyces ophidiicola, 1053 nucleotides long. It is a transcript of the gene ADO1, whose product is annotated as adenosine kinase. Lineage: Eukaryota; Fungi; Ascomycota; Eurotiomycetes; Onygenales; Onygenaceae. Gene Ontology annotation, cellular component: cytosol; nucleus. Gene Ontology annotation, molecular function: adenosine kinase activity. Bases 1 to 1053 code for a protein of 350 amino acids. Gene Ontology annotation, biological process: purine ribonucleoside salvage. The record is from RefSeq and is a predicted model, not a curated record. The transcript is spliced from 7 exons.
AUGUCUACCUCAGAAGGGUACCCUCUUCUAUGCCUGGAGAAUCCUUUACUGGAUAUCCAGGGCGUGGGAGAUGAGGCAAUGCUGAAGAAGUACGACCUCAAAGCCAACGAUGCCAUUCUUGCUGAGGAGAAACAUAUGGGCCUCUACGAGGACUUGCUACAAAACUGCGACGCCAAAUUGAUUGCAGGUGGGGCUGCCCAAAAUACUGCUCGUGGAGCUCAGUAUGUUCUCCCAGAAAAUUCUGUUGUGUAUAUCGGAUGCGUUGGCAAGGAUCAAUACGCGGAGACCCUCAAAGAAGCCGGUGCCAAAGCUGGCAUUUGCACAAAAUACAGAGUGGAUGAUGUUCAGCCUACUGGUCGUUGCGGUGUUAUUAUCACGGGCCACAAUCGCUCUCUCGUAACCCAUCUCGCUGCCGCCAAUGAAUAUAAACUGGACCAUCUCAAGUCGCCUCAAAUCUGGUCUUUGGUUGAGAAGGCCAAAUACUACUUCGUUGGUGGGUUUCAUUUGACUGUUUGCGUGCCAGCCAUCCUGGCAUUGGCCGAAGAGGCAGCCGAGAAGAACAAGACAUUUAUGCUCUCUCUCUCAGCUCCAUUCAUCCCUGCAUUCUUCAAAGAUCAGCUUGACCAAGUUUUGCCUUAUACCGACUAUAUCAUUGGCAAUGAAUCGGAGGCUCUCGCCUAUUCGGAAGCCCACCAAUGGGGCAUCACUGAUUUGACCGAGAUUGGCAAAAAGAUGGCCAACUUGCCAAAGAAAAACUCCCAGCGCCCAAGGACUGUCAUCAUCACUCACGGCACGCAGCCAACUAUCUCAAUUGUUUCAGAUGGAAAAGGCGGUCUGGAUAUCAAGACUACUCCAAUUAGAUCUAUCUCGCAAGAGGAAAUCUACGAUACUAACGGUGCUGGUGAUGCAUUUGCUGGCGGUUUCUGCGGCGGCUUAGUUCUGGGGAAACCUCUCGAGCAGUGCCUUGAUAUGGGCCAUUGGCUGGCAAACCUAAGCAUCCGAGAAUUGGGCCCACAAUACCCAUUUCCAAAGAAGCCUUACACACCAGCGUAA